GAGACGAGACUCUAUAGUUUCUCAUUCCGUUCCAGACCACGAGUCGCGUAUUUGCUGUUUGGCCCUCGCUUUUCCCCAAUCGAACCAUCCAAUUUUUAUAUUUACGCAAGUGCUUUUCGUUCGCGUCGCGAGUUUUCCUCGUUUGUUUACCUCUGAUUAUCGCGGUGUGUGUUUGUUUGGAUCCUAUGUAUAUGCAUAUGUGUGUGUCAGCCGGUGGCUUAGCUUCGAGUUUUCAGUUUACCAUUUAAGAGACUGCAAAAUUGCAAUUGCAAAAUUGAAAGCAACACAUGUUCUUUUGUACGCGACAUUGCUAAUUCCUGGACAGGUCUCAAAAAAAGUUGGCGAGUUGGCUCUCACCGCAAACGCCGCUCUCGCUCUCCGGCGAAAGAGCGGUCGUGAGACCACUUUUCUUGGCGCCGCAACUUCAGUUUGGAUUCGUCGCUCGGUCGUUUCGGUUCGGUUCGGUUCAGUUCGGUGUGGUUCGCAACUCGCACUGGCAUUCGCAUUCGCAUUCGCAUUCGAGAGUGAGUACUGCUGAGUGAUUUAGUGCGCAGGCGUCGCGUUCGCGGUGGAGAUGCUGGGAUAAUAUAAUGUUGAUGUGAAAAGUUCAUUUCCCAAAUAAAAAGCCACAGAAGUCCGGUCUAAGAAGUGUGCAAAAAUAAUGUGUAGCCUGGCCAAGAGCAAAACAAAAAAGAUAAAAGAGAUACAACUCUGCAAAUACGGGUUUGGUUCUUAUCGCGUUCUCCUCCGUGUGGUAUUUUUUUUCGUUCACUGCCCAGUGCUUGACCAUUAAAAGAACCUUUCACACACACACACGCGCGCAGUGCCAGAUCCUUAAGUCUGAACUCUUGGCGUUAUUUUUAGACGGCUAACAAAAAACCUGGGAAAGCAACCAAGAAACCAAGCCACCGAGCAACCCGUCAGCAGAAAGACACCAACAGAAAUGGGCACCAAGUCACCCGGUGGUCCACAGCGCUGCCGUCUGAUCUUGCAGCGCUGCCUGGCCAUUCAGCUGACCAAGCCCGGCCACACGCCCGAGGACUUUUGGAUGUACGACUCGGGAUAUAUGAUAUUUCAGAACUUUCUAGCUGCCAAUGCGCAAUGCUGGUGGAAUGGACCUUUGACUGCUGCCACAAGAGCGCUGAAAUACGCAGGACAUGUGGCGCCUGGAAUGCUGCUGGUUACGGCUGAGCCCUGUGCCCUGGAGGUCCUGCGAGGAGCCUUUGCCCGAAGUGUCCUGAAGCCACCAGCCACUUAUGUAAUCAGCUCAGUGGGUGACAUUGACGAUUGCAUUGUGACGCCAACAGUUCAGGGACAGUUCACGCCGCUUCCAGAGGCACUCUGCGAUGUGAUCAUGGACCUUACCGCCGAGGGCCAGUCGGCGACCAUUGAGCAUGUGCGCGGCAAACUGGGCGCCCGAUUCCCACACAUGACCACGCCGGCCACCGAGGUCAUUUACGACUCCCUCGCCCAGCUGAUGCAGGAGCAGAAGAUCUACCAGACCUCCAAGGGAUACUUCAUCUACACACCAGAACGCCGGCGAAGUCGAUCGAGACCGCGCAGCAAUCACCACCAGUUGAAUGGCAGCCUAGCCUAUGGUCACCUGGCGGAGGAGGAGCAGCAGCACGGUGAUGAUGUGGUUCCCCAGGAGGCACGCACAAUGCUGAUGUCCAAUUCCGAGGCCUUGCACUCUCUCUACGGAGAAAUCUCAACGGAGCGGGACGGCGACCUCACCCACCAGUGCAUCCAAACGAAUCUGGCGGAUGUGAUCUGUGGCGGCAAUCCCAAUGACAAGAUCAUCUAUCCAAGGGCGGCCAAGCGACGCAGUGCAUCGUUUCCGACCCCGCGCAGCUUGGAACGCCGGCACAGUUUGCGGCUCUUUGGCUCUUCGAAGCGCCUGCAACGCUGCGCCUCCACGCGAAGUCUGUCCAAGACCUACGCCCAAACGCUCAACACCACGGACAGCAGCAGCUCGGAAUACCAAAGCACAGAUUCGUCAUCACCCAAAAAAGGAUCUUUGCUCUCACGACUUUUCCGACGCAGCGGUCGAGCUAAACAGCGGCAGAUAGAGACCUAUUCGGCCCAAUUCCCUCCUGCCGAGUGGUUCAACACCAGAGCCGUUCACCUCCACAGCGUCGGCACCCAAACGGCCGAGCACGACAUGCCCGUUGCUCACACGCUGUCCAACUCGACGUUCUACGACGGCUCAGAGCUGAGCCAGCGCUCCUCGACGUUGCCCCGUCGCCAUCGACGCCACAUGUCCAGCGAGUCGACGUUUCUGAUUUCCUCCAGGGAUUGCUCGCCCAUCCGCCGCCGAUCGCCGGUGUACUGCAGCAGUUCGCUACCUCGUUCCACGCAGUCGAUUCCGACCACCACGGCCAAGACAAAUCAUUCGUCGCGCUUGAGUCAUGGUCACGGAGGAUCUGUGACACCAACGCCGCCAAAGACGGCACAGAAGUCGGUGAUUGGGAAACACAUUUUCGAGAGCUCGCCAUCACGAUCCGCCACGCUGAAAGCGACGGCGGCCAAGCGCCACACGGACGGACUGAUCAUCAACAGCUGCCUGGACAACAAGGCCACAUACCGGAGCCUGCAAAGCAGUGGUCCCUCGAGCCUCGAGUCCUGCAAGACGACCUCGAUGCUCGCCAGCGGUCCAUCGAGUAUUGACAGCGGCAAGGUGUCCUUUAGCCAAAAGACCAGCGGCCACUCUAGUCUGGACUCGCAAUGCUCCACCAAUACGGCGGUGAUAGCACCACCAUCGAGCAGUAACAAUGGGAGUUCUCGUUCGAUUCUUCUACUAAACGGUUCUCCACGGGGGACACCACGUCAUCAGGCCAUGAGGGCACGAGUGGCCGAGGCACAGGCGCAAAGACAAAGAGCCAGUACGCCUAGUCGCAUCAUGGAGGAAAUUUAUCCGGCGAGUGGAAGCAACGGUGUUACCACCUCCAACAGCAAUAACUCCAUUACACUACAGGUUACCACCUCGAAUGGCAAUCAAAGCAUACCCAGCACCAAGAUCUUUGUCCAAAACUCACCGGUAAGGAGUGUUAUUACCCUGGAGAACGGCAAGAUGCUGGAGAACUCCAAUGUGUUUAUCAUCAACAAUGAGACGAUGACGAACGAGAAGGGAGAGAUCAUCAAGAAAACCCUGUCCAAGCAGACUUCCGCUGCUCCAGUGGCUACAUCUACGCCUGUUAAGCCGGAAACUGUUUCCGAGCAGCCACUUAGUGAAACGGAGGCCAAUUCGGAAACCUGCGACUCCAUAUCCUUCAUCAGUGAGUGUUCCCCGGAGAGCACGUGUGCUGUUGAACCGGAGACCCCUGUUUAUGAUGGAGGAAAGUACGCCAAGAACACCAAUAACGAUGCCACCAUGAACAACAGUCGAAAACUGUGCCUCCAGCUGACCAAUGGCAUUGCAUACAAGAACAACGUGCUGAAGAAUGAAUCCCAACCUAAUUCGCCUAGUGCGGAUGCUCCUCAUAAACUGGCAGCACUAGCCAAGCAGGAUUUUGAGAUUGCCGGCUCGGUGGGCAACCUGCAUUUUUACGAGAAGAGUUCAAAGGAUGUGGGUGCCUCGCAGAGCAACAACAUGAUGAUGAACAGUAGUACCGACCUCAAGAAUCUGUGCUAUGAGUCCGUAUGUCAGCUGCAAAAGUGCUCUAUGAAUGGCGAUGAACUGGCGCUGGCCCACUUGCUACACAAAUCAAGCAAUCCACUGGGUAGUGAGCCCAACUUGGCUCUAAAAGAUCUGGCGAAUGAUAAGUCUAUUGAUAAGGAGGCCAUCGAUAGACGACUCAGCUUGACCAAGGAAUCUUUGGAGCAAGGAAUGGGCAGCGUACUGGCCAACGGCGGCGAAGAGCUUUAUAACUUUCCCAGUCUGACCGACUUGUCCUUCAACUUUACGUCCUUGGCAGCGAGAAAGAUCCUUCAGGGUGUGAGCCUCAACAGCAUCGACACCCUGGUGGAACUCAACAUGGCAGCAGCGGCGGCGGCGGCAGCGGUGGCAAAUAAUUCGCAGGAGAAGCAGCAGAACAACCAGCCAGCGACGGCAGGACCAACUGCAUCCGUUUGCACCGACUUCGGAAUGGUCUAGGCCAGAGAUAAGGCAUCUCCUCCUCCCCAACAGAGAUCAUCGCUGUGGGUUUUUCGGAGCAUCGUAGCCUCUUAGCUUCUUAGCUUAAUCAAACGACAAGAUCUUAGGGUCUAGAUAGGAGUUAUCUACUGUCCGCAUUUGGCAAGAAUCUUGUGUAAUUUAUUACCAUUUGAUUUCCCCAUUCGACGAUAGCAGCAAUUUGUAUGUAUCUUUCUUUAGGGUUUUAUCGGAAGCAAACUUUAAUUUACAGUGCCAAAAUACGUUUAGAUUAAUUUUAAUGCUUAUUAUUUCUUAUGCCAGUUCGUAUUUCGCUUUUAACCAGAGAGACACCGCCAAGCGGCUUCUGUUUAAGCAAUCCGAUUUAUGUAAAAAUCCACAAAAUCACUAUGUUAUCCUUACUUUUGUGUACAUUAUUCAAAACAAUUGUUUAUACUAACAACGCCCAAAAUGCAAUCCUAUCUAUACUGACGCGAACCGCAAGAGAACAGAGAUGUACUACGAACAUAGAAUUUAGAACUAAAACGGAAAUACAAUACUUUUGUACAAGGCCUUAAUUAGUAAAGUCAGCAAUAAUACAAAAUAAGUUGAAUCACUAAUAAAACGAUAUUAAAGUAAAUAUAUAAUGUA
Molecule: messenger RNA, 4720 nt
Organism: Drosophila teissieri
Lineage: Eukaryota; Metazoa; Arthropoda; Insecta; Diptera; Drosophilidae
Gene: knockout
Exons: 8
Coding region: 944-4093 (1049 amino acids)
Biological process (GO): positive regulation of transcription by RNA polymerase II
Cellular component (GO): nucleus; cytoplasm
Molecular function (GO): RNA polymerase II transcription regulatory region sequence-specific DNA binding; DNA-binding transcription activator activity, RNA polymerase II-specific
Source: RefSeq, a predicted model, not a curated record